Molecule: messenger RNA, 918 nt
Organism: Spathaspora passalidarum NRRL Y-27907
Lineage: Eukaryota; Fungi; Ascomycota; Pichiomycetes; Serinales; Debaryomycetaceae
Exons: 1
Coding region: 109-918 (269 amino acids)
Source: RefSeq, a predicted model, not a curated record
ACUGGCAGUUACUACAUUAACAUUUAUACUCACCUACACCAGUCACCCUUGUAACAGUUGGUAUCUGCCGCUUUGGCUAUAUUGAUUCUGAAUAAACAACAACUAAGAAUGGCCUUUAAGAAACGUUAUAAUUCCAAAAAGAACUACCAAGGAAACAACAAUAACCGGGAUUGGUCUAAUAACUAUAGCCGCCCACUCUCAGCUGUAGAGAUACAAAGGAAAAAGAAUCAAGAAAGUAGUGACAUACUGAUUAGAUAUUCGGAAAUAUUUGAUGGAACUGCAAAAACCCUCAAAUGGUUUGAAAUAGUGUGUAAGCAGAUCGAAAUAAAGUGUCUCCGGUAUAUUUCCCAACACAACUUAAAAAUUGAAAUUUCCGAAUUAAAUGUAAUUGCUAAAUGUCAUUUGGUUGACGGAGCUGGCCUUUGGUUAGAGCAUUUCUUACGUCCAUAUUACAAGGAAAUGACCGAUGAAACAGGUAAAAUAAUUCCGGAAAAGAUUUACAUGGAUUACAAUGAAUUUAUCAAGGCAUUCAGAAACGAAUAUGAAGAUGAUCAAGUCAAGUUUGAGCUUAGUUUAGAGGUAGGAACUUACUAUCAGAAAAGACAAUCGUUGAAUGAGUAUCGCCAAGGUUUUAGAAAUAUUUUGAAUAGGUACAAACAAGAACAAAUCGAAGAACAAGAAAACUACCUUGUCAAUAAGUUUAGAAGAAAUGCAAAUACUGAAUAUCAACCUAUUCUUGUUAGCAUUAAAACCUAUAAAGACAUUGAUAACCUUAUGGAGGAUCCUGAAAUUGAAAACAGAGUAAGACGAACUUACAAGAAACCUUUUAAUUACAACCAAAGAAACUACCAGAAUGGAAACAGAAACAAUAAUUACAACAAUAAUUUCAAAAAGAACAACAAAGGUAAACAAAAGUAG